CGAGUAUCCCUGCACUGGAUGACCAUAUUAAACGGGCUUUGGAAUGAAAGAACAAGGAGAGGAGACUGCAAGCAAAGCAGGCUCUUCACGCGUUCCGUUCGAAACCUCUCGUGGAACCGUUCGUCGACUGACGGAGGUGACACACGAGAACGCCUCGGCGGAAGUGAAGAUUAUCAAUGGCGAUAUGCGCUUUUUGUCAAAGCUGCAGACAGAGAAACUGCCGAUAUCUUUGGCUAUUUUCGACUUCCCCUACGACUUUGCGCACAAGGGACACGCAUCUGAUAAUGAGCCGUUUCCGGAGUCGGAUGUUGUGGAGGUUCUUCACAAUCUGAAUGACGUUUCCAAUGCCCCCUUGUGGACAGUUGCGGGAUUCUGUUCGGUGGACAUGAUUCCUUCCAUUCGCUCCGUGUUCCGGGCAGUUUGCAAUGCAGGCCAGGAGCUUUUGACGUGGUGCAAGCCUAAUGUGACGAAUCCCGGUGGGCCCCGGCUUGUGAGUGCGACAAAAUUAUGCGUGUUGGGCUAUUACAGCGAGACUGGGCAGCGCGAGAUGGCGCACUAUCAUUUUGAUCCCACUGAUAUGCGUCACAAUUCCCAGCUCUUUAAUGCUGUGACGCAGAAGUACCAUCACCCUGGUAGCGGUGUCCUCUGCCCGUACCAGAAGUCGUAUACUUUGUACUCUUGGCUUGUGAACAAAUGCUCUCUUGCAGGGGCCUGCGUUCUGGAUGGUUUUUCCGGUUCCGGCACAGGGGCCAUAGCGUGCGUCAAGGCAAAUCGGAAUUGCCUUGUGGUGGAGAUAAACACCAAGUGCGCUAAGGGCAUCGCCACGAGGCUUCUGACAGACAUCAGCGGCACACUGCGAAACGCCAAAGCGGAAAGAGAAGGCAACACAAGGCUGCCCAACCUCAAGUUGUCUGGGGAUACGAAGUCUGUCGAAAAUGAGCUCAUGGCCGACGAAGACACGGGCACUGCUGCUGGAGUGGCGGAGAGCGUUGAGGUUGUCGCUGUCGGGCCGUCAGGUGCAAAUUUGUCCACUAUCGAGGCUGUUGCCGGCCCGGCCGGUGUGCAGAAAACUGCUUCAGCGCCAUCUGCUGAGCGUGCUGAGCCCGCUAUCGGGUCGGCCGGUGUGCAGCCAACUGCUUCUGUUGUGCCUCUUCGCGGUGAGGCUAGACCCGUCGCUGCUUCCGUGCCUGUUCCCAGCGUUGUUCUUGGCGCUAGACCAGAGGCUGAGACGCAAGCUGCGUCCCGCCCUGUUCCCGCUUCUGCAAAUGCUCAGCAGAGUCUCUUGAGCCUCGCCAUGAGCCAGGAAUCGAGCAGGACCACGGCUGGCGGUAGGAAGGGGCGCAAACGAAAGGCAGGCGGUGAAGAGGUAUCGAGUCCACAGGCUGGGGUAACAAUUGGCCUCAAGGCCAAUACUUGCUCACGGACUGCGAAGUGACUAAGGCGACAACAUAUCCUUUGGAUAUAGGCCUAUAUGUCAUGUGUGGACAUUCACUUGCGAUAUAGCCCUAUACUACAUGUGUGGCCUCAAACCUCUGUCAGUUUCGUGUUCUGCCAACUCUCCCGUCUUGGUCGCUUCUUCUCCUUCCGCUUGUUCUUUUCACCAUGUGUAGCCUCAAACCACGGAUUGCCCACGAUAAUGACAAAAGGUCCAGGAGCUGCCGUUUGUUGGCAUCAAAUAAUGAUUUGCUUGGUACAUUCCGGUCAAAGAGUCAAAGCAGGAUCGACAACGAUCCAUGUAGCAAGGAUUGCGCCUCUCGCAAUUGGUGCGA
This is a messenger RNA of Chara braunii, 1769 nucleotides long. The record is from the annotation of a GenBank genome assembly. NCBI's taxonomy places the organism in Eukaryota, Viridiplantae, Streptophyta, Charophyceae, Charales, Characeae.